AAAAAGAAUUGAAAUAAAAUAGGUCAAACAUAACAUCAAGUAAUUGUUUUUUACAUGGAUACGUUAGAAAAUAUUCUUCACAGUACAUUUUCUUAUAUUUUUAUUCCGAGAGAACCAAACGAUGAGGUUAAAGUUCUCGAAUUCAGUGGAUUAGAGAAAAACUUUAGAGCAAAAUUACAAAAACAUUUUGCACAAGACUCUUUAUUAAAAUCAGAAAAAAAAAAACUUUCAAAACAGUUCAAUGAAAAAGUUCAAAAUAAAUUACCACAAGAUUAUAUAGAUCAUGCAGUUGAAACGUCACAAACGUAUCAAAUUAUCCCUUUAACGCUGCCAUCACAAAAAAAUAAUUACCAGGCCAUUAACCUUUAUAUUGAUAGCAUCAGUCGAAUAAAGAAUCUACCAUCCAACGCUCGAGCUUCUCGAAUCGCAGGAACAGACAUACGCGGUGACGCUUUCAUUUCUAGCACAACGGAUGACGAGAUUGUGUUCAAACGUACUGACUUUACUAUCAAGGAUUAUGAAAAUUUCUUGCAAAAUCCGCCUAGUUCAUCGAAUCGGUGGAAUCAAGCGGAAGCUUUAGCGGAAAUACAAAAAAAGGUGUCUUCAAAUGAAACGAUCACAUCACCUUCAAAAACUCCUGAAGUUCGUCAGUGUGAUUAUUGUCGUAGCACUAAGGACUUAAAAAGUUGUAGCAGAUGUAAAAAAGUCAUGUACUGCAGCCUUUUAUGUCAAAAAGAAGAUUGGUGUUUUCAUAAGCGUAUUUGCAUAAAUAGUUCGUAACUCGACGAUUGAAUAAGCGAGUGUAGUCAUUAAUUUAAUAAUACAUAAUCAAUGAUAUCCGUAACGUUGAUGUGCCCGAUGAACACAACAUUGGCGCUACAAUCUUGUCAUGCAAUAAAAAAUUUAAAAUGUUUUGAAUCAAUUGACUUAUGAUCAUUAAAAGUUUAAAAUACAAUGUGAAAAAAAUAUCGGAUCGUGCGGCUUAUUAGUCUAAAUUAGACAAUGUUUUUUUUUAUUAUCAAACAGUUUUUUACUCCAGUUAUACUUAUGGAAGUAUAUUUUUUUUUAUAAAUAUAAAAAAAGUGAAUUCUGUAAAAGUGUGAUAUAAUGGAUUUGUGAAGAUUAGAAGAUUACUUCAACGCGAACGUUGCAUGUGCCUGUAGAGAACCUUAAUUAAGCUGUCAGUACAUGUUGACCUCUGAUAAUAUGAUGUUAUAAUGUCAACGGUUUUCUAAAAAAAAAAGGAUUAACGUAAAGGAUAUGGCGACAUUAGCAGAUUCUUUUUUACAAGAUCUUGCCGAUUUAGAUGAUGAAAACGAUGACAACGGUUUCGAUGAUACGAUCAAGAGAGAUAAUAGGUUAAAAGGAAAUGGAACAGAAGAUGCUAGCUGUAGUGAAGAUGAUGAUGAAUCAAUACCAGAUGCCAUUGAGUUGUUUGAAAAGUCGAAAUUAUCUAUUGAUAGUUUCUUGUCAAAAAUAUCUUCACAACCGGAUUUCAUGGAAUCAAUGGAAAAAAUAAGAGAAAUGACAGAAAAGUAUCCUGGGGGGAUUCGAGACAAGAAUGAUUCAUUCAGUCGGGAAGAAUAUGAGCUUGUUGAAAAAGCAAACGAUUUAAUAGGAAAACUUGAUAUUGGCAUUCUGAAUGUUCAUAGCUUCAUUCGGGAUAUUUAUGCGAAAAAACUACCUGAAUUAGAGUCAAUUGUGUUUUCUCCCUUAGAAUACAUUGCAGUAGUGCAACGUAUAAAAAAUGAAACAGAUUUAACAGUUAUUGAACUGAGCGAUAUUUUACCUAGCACGGUUACAAUGGCAGUAACAGUAGCUGCUAGUAUGACAACCGGACAACCACUUCCUCUAUCAGAUCUUGAAAAAGUGUUAGUUGCUGCUGAGGAAGCUAUGAGUCUUGCUACUCAUAGGAAAGAUGUUUUAACUUUUUUAGAAACCCGUAUGGGUAUUUUAGCUCCAAACGUAUCUGCUAUUAUUGGUAGUGCUCUGACAGCUCGUUUAAUCACACAUGCAGGCGGCAUUGUUAGUUUAGCUAGAAUGCCCGCUCAAAAUAUUAUGUUAAUAGGUUCAUCUUCAGCAUCUAUGCGAACUGUUAGUGGUGCUGGGGUGGCAGGAACUUUUUCAUCGACGUCAACUGUUCGAAGUAUUAUUUAUGGUUGUGAUAUUAUUCAAUCGACUCCGCUUGCUACUCGUAACCGAGCGUUAAAAUUAGUUUCGGGAAAAAUCGGUUUAGCUGCUCGUGUUGAUUCGUUUCAUGAGUCACCUAACGGUGUUGUUGGUUGUGCAUUACGUGAGAAAAUUAUGCAAGCACUUGUCAAAGCUCAAGAACCUCCAGCAGCCCCGAUUAAAAAAUCGUUACCUAUUCCUGAUGAUGCUCCAAGAAGUCGCCGUGGUGGUAAGCGGCAUCGUCGAGCUAAAGAAAAAUACGGUUUAACGGAAAUACACAAAUUACAAAAUCGAGUUGUUUUCGGACCAGAGGCCGAAGAUGAAGUAGGUCAAGAUUAUGAUGGCGUCUCACUGGGUAUGAUUACAAAAAGUAUUGGACACACCAAGUUACGACUUCAAGCUAAACAACAAAAGAUUCAAGUUAAGCGAGAACGUCGUCAACACCGAUUAAGUUCUAGCGGUACACAAUCUGUAGGAGCUUUCUCAGCUACAGCCUCUUCUAAUGGUACUGGAGGAAUGUCUUCUUCCUUAGCUUUCACACCUUUACAAGGCAUCGAAUUAUGUAAUCCAGAAACGUUUACUAAAAGUUACUCGGAUCAAAAAGACAAAGGAUACUUUUCUUCUGCAGUGACUUUUUCAAAACAAAAUCUACUGGUUAAUGUUAAAACUAAAGAAGAACCUGCGUGAC
Hylaeus volcanicus is the source of this 2857-nucleotide messenger RNA. RefSeq lists its product as uncharacterized. NCBI's taxonomy places the organism in Eukaryota, Metazoa, Arthropoda, Insecta, Hymenoptera, Colletidae. Gene Ontology annotation, cellular component: precatalytic spliceosome; U4 snRNP; U4/U6 x U5 tri-snRNP complex. The transcript has 2 exons. The record is from RefSeq and is a predicted model, not a curated record. Gene Ontology annotation, biological process: spliceosomal tri-snRNP complex assembly; mRNA splicing, via spliceosome. The coding region runs from base 1261 to 2856 and encodes 531 amino acids.